This is a messenger RNA of Durio zibethinus, 1119 nucleotides long. RefSeq names its product U-box domain-containing protein 17-like. Gene Ontology annotation, molecular function: protein binding. NCBI's taxonomy places the organism in Eukaryota, Viridiplantae, Streptophyta, Magnoliopsida, Malvales, Malvaceae. The record is from RefSeq and is a predicted model, not a curated record.
UCAAAAAUUCUUUAUUUUUUCCCCAUUCCCGCCAUUUGAAAUUAUCUCUUCUUCACCAUUUCUUACAACCUUAUACCAACCCCACCACCACUACCGAACCGAACCAAACCAAACCAAACACAAAAGAAAUGGAAGUUAAACGCCGAACCGCUCGAACCCUUGUUGCCAAACUAAGCUCAGUUUCCGAACAAACCCGAACUGAAGCUUUGUCCGAAUUAAGGCUAAUUUCCAAACACGACCCCGAAAGCCGACAGUUAAUAGCCGAAGCCGGAGCCGUCCCUUACCUUUCCGAAACGCUUUACUCUUCUUCUCCGACUAUACAAGAAAAUGCUGCCGCUACUUUGUUGAAUCUCUCCAUUACUUCACGCUGUUCUCUCAUGUCCACGCGCGGCCUCCUCGACGCGUUAUCUCACGCGUUGAGUAAUUCAUCUUCACCUGCCGUGGUUCAGUCCUGCGCCGCCACGCUUCACAGCCUACUCAUAGCUGACGAGUUUUACCGUCCGAUAAUUGGGUCGAAACGUGAUAUUCUUUACUCGCUGUUGUCGAUUAUCACCGCGGCCAACGCGCCACCGCGGUCGAUAAAGGAUGCGUUGAAGGCGUUGUUCGGGAUCGCGCUUUACCAGUUGAAUCGGGCGAGUUUGGUGGAUCUCGGGGCGGUUCCUGCCUUGGUGUUGUUGAUAGUGAGGGAUGCGAGGACGGGGAUCGUGGAGGAUGCCACGGCGGUGCUGGCGCAGAUUGCUGGGUGCGAAGAGAGUGAAGAAGCGAUGAGGAAGGCGGGUGGAUUUGGGGCUUUGGGUGAUUUGUUGGAUGAAGGGACUGGAGCUAGUGGAAGAAUAAGGGAAAACGCGGUGGCGGCUCUGUUGAAUUUGGCUCGGUGCAGCAGCGAGAAGGGAAGGCAAGAAGUGAGAGAAAUGGGGGUUAAAGUUAUGGAAGGUAUUGCAGAUCUGGCGGAGAAUGGAAGUGCUAAAGGGAAGAGUAAGGCGGUUGAGUUGUUGAAAUUUGUUGUUGAUGGAAAUGAGGUGAGGGACUUUAGAUUUAAUAAUUUCAAUGAUUUGAUGAAUCAUUCUAUAUGAUGUGUUUUAGGUUUUUUAUUUUUUGUUGUAGAUUCAGGAGAUUAGU